This is a messenger RNA of Fusarium proliferatum ET1, 213 nucleotides long. RefSeq names its product putative Mitotic-spindle organizing protein 1. Gene Ontology annotation, cellular component: interphase microtubule organizing center; gamma-tubulin ring complex; centrosome. The record is from RefSeq and is a predicted model, not a curated record. Gene Ontology annotation, biological process: gamma-tubulin complex localization; microtubule nucleation by interphase microtubule organizing center; mitotic spindle assembly. NCBI's taxonomy places the organism in Eukaryota, Fungi, Ascomycota, Sordariomycetes, Hypocreales, Nectriaceae. The transcript is spliced from 3 exons. The coding region runs from base 1 to 213 and encodes 70 amino acids.
AUGCCUGAACCAGAUAAGCACGCCGCUGCGCAACAAGCCGUAGAUAUUCUCCAUGAGAUCUCUACUAUCCUAAACUGUCACCUUGAUCGCCGAACUCUAUCAAUCUGCAUCUCGAUGAUUGAGCGCGGAGUGAACCCAGAGGCUUUAGCGCAAGUUAUCAAGGAACUCAGACAAGAGGCCCAGCAACCUGCAGCCACGGCAAGGCGACGUUGA